This is a messenger RNA of Lactuca virosa, 2150 nucleotides long. The record is from the annotation of a GenBank genome assembly. NCBI's taxonomy places the organism in Eukaryota, Viridiplantae, Streptophyta, Magnoliopsida, Asterales, Asteraceae.
UUUCUUUUAUCAAGGUGCCUGAUGGCUAUCAUUGUUGUCUUGGUUGUAUUCUUGUUAAUCGAGCCCGGAAUUUCACAGUUGAAUGGCGAUGAAAACAUUAAUGGCAACGCACCCGUAAGAUCAUUCUGUGGUCCUAAUCCUCCAAUUAUUCUCUCAAGUUUUAUCAACAAUCGGAACUCAACCCUUACUCAACUCAGAAGUCAAUUAUCUAGCACUGGCGUAUUUUAUUCAAGGGCACAGAGUUUAAGUGACGGGGACUCCGUUUUUGGCGACGCCCAGUGCAGGCAGUACCUCUCCGAAGCUCAGUGCGUUGCCUGUUUUAAUUCUUGUGUAUCUCAACUCGUGCCUUGCAUAACUGGCAAUGGUGCUUAUGCUUUCUCUGAUAACUGCUUUGUCAGGUAUGAGAACUAUCCCAAUUACUACAAUGACCCAUCUGCGGUGGAGCAGAUCACCUUCCUUCCACUUGACAUAUGUGGGAAUCAGUCGGCAUCUCAGACGUCAAGUUUUAGUGAAGCUGUUGAUGAGUUGUUAUCAGAUAUUAGAGUUGCUACUCCGAGAGCCCCUAACUGGUAUGUAGCAUCCACCAGACAAGUCUCAAAUGAAAAUGCAACAGUGUACGCCAUUGCACAGUGUGUUGAAAAUACAAGCCGGACUAUUUGCCAAGACUGCUUGAAUAGAGCACAUAGUAAUCUAUAUAACUGUCUUCCUAAUACAGAAGGAAGGUUUAUUGAUCAGGGGUGUUUCGCAAGAUAUUCAAUCACUCCAUUUUUCAGUGAUAAUCAGACAAUUGAUAUCACAAAUCUACUAAAAGAAAAAAAGUCAAAUAAGGUACCCGUAAUUGCUGGAGCAGUUGGGGGUGUAGGCCUCUUCUUUCUUGUUAUUGCUUUGGGAUUAUAUUAUCUUAUGUGGAAGAAGUCUAAGAGGACUGAAGAAGAUGCACCAGUGUUCAAGGGGGCAGUCAACUACAAUUAUAAACAUUUGCAGCUGGCAACCAAUAAUUUCAGUGAAGAGAAUAGUAUAGGGAGAGGUGGAUUUGGUGAAGUAUUCAAGGCAAUUCAUGAGGAUAAUCAAGUUCUAGCAGUGAAGAAACUAGAAGUUCGUGAUGCAAGAGCAAAACUAGAAUUUGAAAAUGAAAUCUUUCUUAUAAGUCAAAUUCAUCAUCGAAAUCUUCUACGUCUUCUAGGAUGGUCAAGUGAAGGAUCCAAUCUACUACUUGUCCUGGAAUACAUGUCGAAUGGUAGUCUUGACAGCUUCCUAUGGGGUCCGAAAAGGGGGACUUUGAACUGGAAACAACGAUAUGACAUUAUAGUAGGGAUAGUCAGGGGUCUCGCUCAUCUACACAAUGAAUGCCAUGUAAAAAUCAUUCAUAGAGAUAUAAAAUCAAGCAACAUUCUCCUUGAUGACCAUUUUCAAGCUAAAAUAGCAGAUUUUGGUUUGGCAAAGUUUCAACCCGAUGAUCAAAGUCAUGUUGUCACAAAGUUUGCGGGGACAUUGGGCUAUACAGCACCAGAAUAUGCACGUCAUGGUCUUUUAUCAGAUAAAGUUGACACUUUCAGCCUUGGUAUAGUGAUUCUUGAAAUCAUUAGUGGCCAAAGGUGUAAUGACGUGAACAUUGAUGGACCUAUAACCGAGUACCUCAUCGAACAUGCAUGGAAGUUGUAUGAGAAUAAGGAACAUAUGAAGUUAGUUGAUGAGACAAUGGACGCGAGAAAAUAUGAAGAAGAACAUUUGAUGAAAAUCAUUGAGAUUGCUUUGUUGUGCACUCAGUCACCGGCUAUUAAUAGACCAACCAUGUCUGAAGUGCUUUUGAUGCUUCAAGAUGGCCAAUCAUUGGGGGAGAGACAACUAACCAGACCUACCUACAUUGAUCACAAUCGGAGGAUCCAUAUAGGCUCUAUAAAGAAUUCCAUCGCCACUGGUGAUCUUUUCCAAAAGCAAAAGGGAACAGAGACGAAUGAACAUGUACGCAUUAAUAAAGCAGAUGACCAACUAGAUGUAAUGGAGAAGGGGACCAAGGUUGCAAAUAUUUGGUAAAUUUUUUUAGUUAAUGUGUUCACAUUUUUUUCUGUAUAUAUAUAUCAUGCGAGGAAUAAAGUACAAUAUGUAGGAAUAGAAUAGCUUAGACAAGGAAACUUUUGUGGUAUGUACGG